UAAAAAAGACGGCCAAAGAUGAUAAGGUGUUUGUUUUGUUUUUUUAUGUAAAACAUGAAAGAAGUGUUGUAGAUGUACAAGGAAAGACAUAACCUGCGGGAGAUAAACUGUAUUGAGAAGAUCCAUUAAAGAGAACUAACAGGAGAGAAAACACAUCGAUACUGAAGCAAGCCGUCGGGAAAGACAACAAGGGACAUCUGUUCAGAAGAUGAGUUUGCCGCAUCACCAUGGACAUUAAGGAUUGACCUUCCUCGUUCCCACAUCCCCCUUUGUGAUGGAGCCCAACCCGAACGACCUCUGGGACCCCUACAAACCUGGCGUGGACGAAGAUGAGACCCCUGAACUGGAGUGUGCCAUCUGUUUCAGUCAGUUCAACAAUGUCUUCAACACUCCUAAGGUACUUCAAUGCAAGCACACCUUCUGCCUGGAGUGUCUCGCCCGGAUGAACGUCAAGUCCACCAAUCCCGACACCAUCCAGUGCGCGCUGUGCCGAGCGUACACCCCGUUACCCGUCCUUGGCCUACCCAAACUUGCGAAUGACUCCACGGUGCUUUCCUACCUGCCAGCCACAAUGCAACAGGUCUACAGCAUUCGCUUUAACCGAAAUAAAGGCAAACUGCAGGUGAAGAGAGCACCAAGCUCCGCACCGACCAUAGCGCAGAGCAUCAGCCAAAGUUUGGAUGUUGGGAGCCCAGUAGGUGCACAGGGGCAGGCAACCAGAGGUAGAGAAAGGUCUCUCCUGAUUACAAUAUUGCAGACGCCUUUUUGCAAAGCUUGUUUUAUGAGCAUAGUGGCGAUUCUGACAGUUACAGCUACUAUUGUCAUUAUCUUCUACACGAGCAGAAACUCUACUUAGUUUACACUUUAGUUGUACUUUUCAUUGCACAACAUUAAAACAAGCAACAUGACGGGUUUGAACCUUUAAAACUGGUAAUUCUCACUUUGCAUUCAGAACCACUGUGCUGGAAAAUCACACAUCAUAUUAUUAUUAAAAGUUGCUAAAUAAGGGGCGAUUCACAUUUAGCGUCUUUUACGCGCUCAAGUUCAUUAUUUCAAAUGUAGGCGCGCGGUAUGCACGCUCAUAAUGGAAGUGACGCAUGUGGUGUGGCGCGCUCAUUUCUCCCGGCGCGUUCGCACCACAUCGAGUUAAAACAUCUCAAAUUUUCAGAAUGCCGCAAGCGCACCGCAGGUCAUGUGACAAGAACCAACUGACGGCCGUGCCUUCCGCACGGUUUUAGACACGAAAUGUGAACCACCUCUAUUGGAUGCGACAUGGUCGUUUUUUUCAGGCGCGUCCUCACUACAUCGAGUUAAAAACAUCUCAACUUUUCAGAAUGCCACAAGCGCACCGCAGGUCAUGUGACAAGAACCAACCGACGGCCGCGUUUUCUGCGCGGUUUUAGACGCGAAAUGUGAACCGCCCCUAAAGGUACUUAAAAGGUUCAACAGCGAUGCCAUAGGAGGACCAUUUUUGGCUGUAUGGUUCCAUAAAGGACCAUUAACAUUCAAAGAACCUUUAUAUGUCGCAAAAGUAGUGGAAAGGGUUCUUUAGGCUAUAAAGGGUGUGAAAGAAAUGGUUAAUUUAAUACUAAAUGGUACUUCAGGGAACCAAAACUGGUUCUCACUGCACAAUGUAAAAAAAAUUUGUCAAAUCAACAUAUAUUUUUAUGUUACUUUAAAUUGAAAAAAAUAGGUUAAACAAUUUGAAACUUGAAUUUAUAAGUUAUGUCAACUUUUUAAAGCCAAAACUUAAAAUAGUAGGUUGAAUUGACUUGCAAAACCAAGUUGUUUUAACUUAG
Paramisgurnus dabryanus is the source of this 1799-nucleotide messenger RNA. Its product is annotated as RING finger protein 225. Gene Ontology annotation, biological process: protein ubiquitination. Gene Ontology annotation, molecular function: ubiquitin protein ligase activity. The record is from RefSeq and is a predicted model, not a curated record. NCBI's taxonomy places the organism in Eukaryota, Metazoa, Chordata, Actinopteri, Cypriniformes, Cobitidae.